Messenger RNA from Didymosphaeria variabile, 1455 nucleotides. RefSeq lists its product as uncharacterized. The transcript has 2 exons. NCBI's taxonomy places the organism in Eukaryota, Fungi, Ascomycota, Dothideomycetes, Pleosporales, Didymosphaeriaceae. The record is from RefSeq and is a predicted model, not a curated record. Bases 1 to 1455 code for a protein of 484 amino acids.
AUGUCUCGCUACGACUUUCUGUUCCGUAAAGGCGGUAUCCCCGCUCUUGCUUCAUGUGUUUCCAAUACGACCCAAGCUUCGUGUGCAGGCAGUCUUAUUGUUCGCGUUAAUGAAUGCUCCAAGCAAGCCACUAUCGAGCUUGAGUUCGGACUCCCAGUGCAUGGCUUCGAGACGGACCAGCGAAUCACUUUCGUCUACGACGGCAACAACUUCGCAUCCGGCGCGAUUCCUGUGAAGGGGAUACAUGUAUCGCCUGAAAAUGUCGAGCAGAUUACGCAGAUCUCGCGCAGUCCCACCGAACACAAGCCUAGGUCAAUGCAACUGACCCUGACAGAGCCAUGCGUCGUCCUCAGCCCCUCGGGCAGCAUAUCUCCCAAGCAAGGCCAUGAAUUGCGCUUUCAACAGGUUGCCACGCUAGCAAGGGCGACCAAACUUGACAUAGUCUUUGAUUUUCUCUGGUUGCACCGCGACAAGGAUGCGCAAUUUCGAUACCUUAUCGCCAACGCAAGCUUGACGGGGUUCGCCCAUAAAAACGCGGACACCGUUGAGCACGACUGGACCAUUUUUGGUGUUGAUGAAGCGGUUCUUCCUGAAGUACCCCCGCCGUAUGACUUCACCUCGCAGAAACGUUCUCGCCAUAGUUCGCCCGGAUCCCCCCAGACGAGUCCGAAACGACCUCUACUCGAUUUCCCACCGGGCUCGCCCACAGAAAAAGCCACCACAGCGGCCGCAUCCCUGAGUCCACGUUUCCCUCCGUCUUCGCCGUCUGCUCCCGCGUUCGAUGCCUUCCAGAGCGCAAUCGAGAAUGCUGUCGAGAACGCUGUCGCGAAGAUAGUCCCCGAUGCCAUCCAGCGUAUGCUCCCCGACGCACUCGCCAAGAUGAUCCCCAAUGCCAUCGAACAAAUGCUUCCCGACGCGCUCGAAAACACCCUCACCCGCAUGGUGAACAAGUCAGUGGCGGCUGCGUCGGCUGCACCAGGUCGGACAACGCAAGGCUUAUCAGAUCCCACGUCGCCGCUGUACGCCAUGAUUCGGCAGCACCUCGACGCCCGAUUAGAUGAACUUGCGAACGACAUCACAAUCGAGACCCAAGAGCAUGCGCAGGACCUGCGAGACACUGCCAAGGUGGAGCUGGAAGAACGACUCGACGACCACCGUCUCGAGAUCACCGAGCUUCAGGCGGAGGGCAUAGCGGACUUCCAGCUGGCGUGCGCUACCGAGCUAGAGGCGUUCAAAGAGCAGACGCUUGAGAUGAAGGAGGACUUUGAGCAGGGCACCGCUGAAGCGUAUACCACGGCCAAGGAAAGGCUGGACGAGCUUGUGAGCGAUCGGAGAGUGGACUUGAAAGAGAGGUUGAUGGUAGAGGCUGGGCGGCGUUUGUAUACAGAAAAGCCUGCCGUAGAGUCUGAGCCCACCCGCCGCGCAAGCUCGGUGCCGUUGGGUGUUGGCUGGUGA